Molecule: messenger RNA, 1208 nt
Organism: Styela clava
Lineage: Eukaryota; Metazoa; Chordata; Ascidiacea; Stolidobranchia; Styelidae
Biological process (GO): negative regulation of transcription by RNA polymerase II; circadian regulation of gene expression; cell differentiation
Cellular component (GO): cytoplasm; nucleus
Molecular function (GO): protein dimerization activity; transcription regulator activity
Source: RefSeq, a predicted model, not a curated record
CAACGCGUUUUCGUCAUCAAUUACUGAAUGAGCUUUCGAUCUAUUUUUGUGUUACGAUAAAAUUGUAUCAGUUAUAUUAUUUGAAAUCUAAUUAUCGAGCAAUUAUGGUGAAAGCAAGCAAGCAAACAAUGGCUCUCGCUUCAAGAUACAGCCCUUUAGCUUCACCAAACAUACGCAGAUCAGAGAUAAGACGACCAGUAUCUUCAGAAGCGGUUUACAUCAAAAGCGACGGUGCUAAAACCACAGACACACCACCGGCAUUGAGAACGAUACGGGCAGAGUUUUGUAAGAAAUAUAAGUCAAAACUAGAGGAAAACCGAAAAGAACAACAAGUUGAAGAACCUACAUCAGAGGCAAAGGAACUAAGAACUUUGUACCAAAAACUUCGAGGUGUGAUCCCCUCAUUGUCGGAACAACAGACGAAACCUGUGACAAGUCUCGACGUUGUAUUAAGCGCCAUCGACUAUAUUCGUGAUCUACAUUCCAUGCUUGGUGAAAAGUCCCCACCACCUCCCGGUCUUUUUCCAGUGACGUCAACGCCACUUUUUAUGAAAACGUCCGGAAGAACACCUUUGACUCAACUAGAAAACAAAAGGCCGGAAUUCAGUAAGCAUAACGAUUCAGAAUUGUCUGAAGAAGAUCUCCCAUCAAAUUGAGAUUCUUGCAUAAAAAUGAUCGAGCAAACGCGUUUAGCCAAGAAGAAAAGAGACGGAUUGGUGAACACCGAAACAACAAACGAGCAACCACGAGGAGAGAUACCCUCAAAUCCCGCAACAUUCCAAUUAACUGCCGAACUGCUAUUUGACGACGAAGAAUUGCCAAGUAACAAAACCGGACCAAAUAUUGAACAUGUAUAAACAAUGCUAUGUUGUAGCAGACCAAACAUUAUGCAUCCGUAAUUUCCGAAUUGCAGUUUUAUUUUACUCUUUAUUUUUUAUAUUUUGAUUUUAUAUUGGCAAACCAACCGUGGCCUUACCCCGUGCUUUGAUGUUAACAUCAUGCCGGGGCUUGCGUUUUGUCAUUUAAUUUGUAAUUUCUUUUUUUAACACUAUCCUGUGAUAUUUUUGCAGUUAUACCUUCACGUGCUUUUGUCUUCCUUUAUUGAUCUUUGUGUCUUCCUUAUAUCCUAUUUCUAUUUAUGAUUUUUACCUUGAAAUUUGGCUCGCCUUGUUAAACAACUACGCAAUAAAAUAUAGACAAAACAGAAA